AUGUAUGUGGACCUGAACUUGAAAUUCUCAUCAGUAGGGAAGGCCAAAGCGCUCAUAGCCAAGGCGCUCAAUGUAGGGUUCAGCAUCGUAGCAAUCAGUGUACAAUAUGAGGAACACAAUAAGCCUAUUUUAUCUGAAUCUUUUAAUGUAGUAAAUUGCUUUGUGUGUAAUGAAAAGGUUCUGGAGAAAAAUAAUGGACAGAGCUCAUCAGGGAAUUAUUUUGUUGACCGAGUGGAUGAGAAAGAAGAACUACGUGAACAACUGAUCCAGAUAAGUGGGAACCUUGAAGGAAACUACAUUUUAGUAAACCGACCCAAUACAUUAAGCAUUAAAAAUAUAUGUGAUGAUUUUAUAAUGCAUGGGCAUAGCCAAGUGCCGACCGAAGAAGACUUGGCAAGAUUAAAGGACGAGUUAAUUGGCACCAACAGUAUGACAAGUACCCAUCAAAGUCUCAUCCUCACAAAUAAUACAAACACGUACAUACUGAAGAGACUUAAUAUAAAAUAUGAAGAUGCAUUGAACAUGGAAAACUACAACCAAUUUUUGAAAGACAACAAUUUCGAUAUCAUUGCCAUCGAAGUUGGCUCUGUAGAAGAAAUAAAUUGUGUCGCCAUGAAAUUUGACUGUGAUAUAAUAUUUUUAAACAUGAAUACCUCCUUUGCACAAUUGAAAAAAUCUGAUGUACAGAGUGCACUAGAUAGAGGGAUUUUCUUCGAAAUAUCUUCUCUCACCACUGCAACUGAGGAUUCGCAUUAUUAUCACUUAGCUUUAAAUAUUUGUAGCCUCUUCUCUGUUGUCCCCUUUAGCAGAAUCAUCGCUUCCUCUGGGGCGUUCACAGAGUUCGAUAUCUUAGAACCCCUCAAUUUUAUACGACUCUUUUUUAAUUUCCACAAAAUUUCCUACAAAGACAUAAUAGGGUGCAUCACCACUGCGCCAAUUGCCUGUUUGCAGCGGGCCUCCGUUCGCAAGUCCCUUAACACCGCCAUUUUUCAGAGGUAG
Messenger RNA from Plasmodium knowlesi strain H, 999 nucleotides. Its product is annotated as ribonuclease P/MRP protein subunit RPP1, putative. Gene Ontology annotation, cellular component: nucleolar ribonuclease P complex. The coding region runs from base 1 to 999 and encodes 332 amino acids. The transcript has a single exon. Lineage: Eukaryota; Apicomplexa; Aconoidasida; Haemosporida; Plasmodiidae. Gene Ontology annotation, biological process: tRNA processing. Gene Ontology annotation, molecular function: RNA binding. The record is from RefSeq and is a predicted model, not a curated record.